AUGUUACCUGUUCUCUUAAAGCGUUCUUUAUUGUUAUUGAAGCAAAAAGUUCGGAUUUUGACGGUUCAGCACACACCACCUCUAGCACCCAUUGCAUUAACCUAUGUUCAACAACGAUUUAGAUCCGAUUUUGCACCGCGUAAAAUAAAAUACAAAAAGAAACAUAAAGGACGAGUGCCUGUACGUAUUGGUGGUUCUACAAAAGGCAACACUGUUGCUUUUGGUGAUUUUGGCCUUCGUGUAAAAGACGGUGUUCGUUUAACGUCGAGCCAACUCACAGCAGCACGAACAGCUAUUAAGCGCAAAAUAAAAGUGAUUAAAGGCUCACAAGUUUGGAUGCGAGUGUUUCCUGAUAUUCCCGUUACUUCCAAAGGAAAUGAAACUAGAAUGGGGAAAGGUAAAGGGUCUUUUGAGUAUUGGGCUUGUAGAGUACCUAUGAAUAAAAUUGUAUUUGAAGUUGGUGGUGGAGGAAUGCGAAAAGAAGUUGCAAAAGAAGCAUUAAGGUUAGCGUCGGACAGACUGCCUGUCAAGACUGAAUUCGUUGUGAAAGAAAAUAUUGAGAACAAUUUAAUUCCAAUAAAAAUAGCUCAUGACAUAAUUAAUUAA
Molecule: messenger RNA, 606 nt
Organism: Diversispora eburnea
Lineage: Eukaryota; Fungi; Glomeromycota; Glomeromycetes; Diversisporales; Diversisporaceae
Source: the annotation of a GenBank genome assembly